Aureococcus anophagefferens is the source of this 369-nucleotide messenger RNA. RefSeq lists its product as hypothetical. Gene Ontology annotation, biological process: regulation of autophagy; cellular response to starvation; TOR signaling. The transcript is spliced from 2 exons. Gene Ontology annotation, molecular function: protein binding; protein-macromolecule adaptor activity. NCBI's taxonomy places the organism in Eukaryota, Pelagophyceae, Pelagomonadales, Pelagomonadaceae. The record is from RefSeq and is a predicted model, not a curated record. The annotation marks the transcript as partial. Gene Ontology annotation, cellular component: cytoplasm; TORC1 complex.
CGCGAGCACAGCGCCUGGGUCGUCCACACGCACGCCCACGCCGACGCGCCCCGCGAGUGCGCCUCGGGCUGCGUCGCCGGCGACCUCAAGUUCUGGGACGCGCGCGCGCCCGGCGCGAGCCUCCGCACCAACUCGACGAUGACGGCCUUCGACGCGCACGGCAACGCGCCCCUCCUCGCCUCGGGCUCCCACAACCAGUUCAUCAAGUUCAUGGCCCGCGACGGCGACCAGCUCAACAUCGUCCGCUACCACGACGGCUUCCUCGGCCAGCGCAUCGGCCCCGUCUCCAGCCUCGCGUUCCACCCGACGAAGGUCCUCUGCGCCGCGGGCUCCACGGACGCCGUCGUCGGCAUCUACGCCGCGCAAUAA